Macadamia integrifolia is the source of this 438-nucleotide messenger RNA. RefSeq names its product upstream activation factor subunit UAF30-like. NCBI's taxonomy places the organism in Eukaryota, Viridiplantae, Streptophyta, Magnoliopsida, Proteales, Proteaceae. The record is from RefSeq and is a predicted model, not a curated record. The coding region runs from base 1 to 411 and encodes 136 amino acids. Gene Ontology annotation, cellular component: nucleus. The transcript is spliced from 2 exons.
AUGGUACUAUUCCCCCAAUCAGGCUCCUUCUCUGGUCAGUGUGCUCGAAGCAUACCGUCAUCGGUUCUCAAGCUCUCAUGGCAGCUGCGAAGGCGGCAAAAGCAUCUACCGCAACCUCCUCCGGCGUCGCUGCCACUAAGCCCUCAAGCACCGAACCGUACCAGUGGUAUCUUCAAGGUCACUCCCGUGUCCCCUACCAUGUGCCAGUUCCUCGGCGUUUCUGAGGCCUCUCGUACCGAUGCCGUCAAGAAAAUCUGGGACUACAUCAAACUCAACAGCCUUCAGAACCCAGCAAAUAAAAGAGAGAUCCGAUGUGAUGAAAAGCUGAAGACAAUAUUUGAUGGGAAGGAGACAGUUGGAUUCCUGGAGAUUGGGAAAUUGCUGUCGCCCCAUUUUGUGAAGACUAACUGAGAUUGGAAUUGGCUUUCAACGUUGCCA